ACAUGUUGAGAGACAGGAUCAACUUCUGCUCACUUUGCAUUCCGGAUAGAUGGCGCCGCUUUUCCUCAAAACAUUGUAAGUUGGACACGAAAAAAAUAUGUCUUUGAUGGUUGGAACAUUAGUGCAGUUUAUCACAACAUUAUUUACAAUGAAGAAAUCGAGUCUAGUUCAUAUGCCGCUCGUGUAAACAUCAUUUAAACAUCAGUAAACAUCAGCGCAUCGGGUGGACGGACGGACUGCAGCAUCCACCUGAAUCUCCUCCUCAGCCUCCGCCUCUCUGAGAGAUUACACCCGACCGGAGAUGGCAGCCGAUGGAGGAUGCGGGGAAUCGGUGGAUCAUUACCGGGCCGAGGUGGAGAGGCUGACCCGAGAGCUCGCAGAGGCGAACCGGGAGAAGAUCCGGGCUGCGGAAUGCGGUCUGGUGGUGCUGGAGGAGAACCAGACGCUCAAGCAGCAGUACGCCGAGCUCGAGACCGAGCAGGAGGCUCUCAAACAGGAGUUAGAGCAGCUGCAGGAGGCGUUUGGUCAGGCGUACACCAACCAGCGUAAAGUCGCCGAGGAUGGUGAGACAAACGAAGAGACGCUGCUACAGGAAUCUGCCUCCAAAGAGGCCUAUUACAUGGGACGUCUGGUGGACCUUCAAAGCCAGCUCAACGUGAGCAGCUCUGUGGCCUCCAACGCCCAAGCGGAGGCCGAACGUCUCAACACCCUGGUGCAGGAAUUCAGAGAGAAUAAUGAGAUGUUAGAGCUACAGAGGAACAGGAUGAGAGAGGAAAUCAGAGAGUAUAAGUUCAGAGAGACCAGGCUGCUGCAGGACUACACUGAACUGGAGGAGGAGAACAUCACCCUACAGAAACUAGUGUCAACACUCAAACAGAAUCAGGUGGAAUAUGAGGGUCUAAAGCAUGAAAUCAAGGUGCUUGAGGAAGAGACAGUGCUACUCAACAGCCAGCUGGAAGAUGCUUUGCGUUUGAAAGACAUUUCUGAAGGCCAGUUAGAAGAGGCGUUGGAUGCUCUUAAGAGUGAAAGAGAGCAGAAGAACAAUCUGAGAAAGGAGCUGGCCCAUCAUCUCAGCCUGACGGACAGUGUGUACGGAGCCAGCACCCACCUGGCCAUCUCUGCCGUGGAGGGUUUGAAGUUCGCAGAGGAGGCGGCGACCAAUGGCACAUCUGCGUCUGGGUCCAUCCCCAACAAUGAGGACCGCAACCGCUGUAAUGAGUGCAAUGGGCAUGGACCAAAGGUGAACGGAGAAUACCACCGACCGGGAGGCAGGAAGGGAGAGGUGCUCCACCCAGUAUCUGAUCUCUUCAGUGAACUUAACCUGUCUGAGAUACAGAAACUCAAACAACAGCUCCUACAGGUUGAGCGAGAGAAGGCGGUUCUACUUUCCAACCUGCAGGAGUCUCAAACUCAACUGCAGCACACGCAGGGCGCUUUAACUGAGCAGCACAAACGCGUUCACCGCCUUACAGAGCGCUUCAACACUAUGAAGCGCCUCUACAGUGACAAGGAGUUUGACACGGAGGAGUCCGAGAAGAACGACGUGCCCAUUAACGGUUGCUGCGAUUAUGAGGCAGACAUCAAUGGAAUGGAGCUUCUGGAGUGCAAAUACAGAGUUGCCGUGACAGAGGUUAUUGACUUGAAGGCGGAGCUUAAAGCUUUGAAGGAAAAAUAUAACCAGUCUGUGGAGAACCAAUCAGAAGAGAGCAACCACAGCGAAGGGAAGGCUCAGGCUCUCGAAGAGCAGGUGAAACGGUUGGAGAAAGCCUGCCGUGAGGGCCGUGAGCGGGUUAGCAGUCUGGAGGUGGAGCUCCGGUGCGCUUCCGUUAUGGCUAACGAAAGUAACGGCAUGCUGAACACAGCUCAGGACGAGCUGGUUACGUUUAGUGAGGAACUUGCUCAACUCUACCACCACGUCUGCUUGUGCAACAAUGAAACUCCAAACCGAGUCAUGCUGGACUACUACCGUCAGAGCCGGGUUACGCGUAGCGGCAGUCUCAAAGGCCCCGAGGACCCAAGAGCACUGCUUUCUCCACGUUUAGCUCGCCGUAUCGCGGCUGCUAACUCCUCCGACAUGUCCAAGAGUCCUCAAGACUCUCCAUCGAAGGAACCCCUUGGAGAUGGAACUAAAGGGGAAGGAGGAAGUCCCAACAAAACCCCCUUUGGUUCACCAAUCAAUGGUUCAUCUCUCUCAACCUCCCCAAUUCCAGAAACAGGUGAUCUCCGCCGGGAACCCAUGAACAUCUAUAACCUCAAUGCCAUCAUCCGUGACCAGAUCAAGCACCUGCAGAAGGCCGUGGACCGCUCGCUGCAGCUCUCCAGGCAGAGGGCUGCGGCACGAGAGUUGGCACCCAUCCUAGAUAAGGACAAAGAGGUCUGCAUGGAGGAGAUCCUGAAACUCAAAUCCCUCUUGAGCACCAAGAGAGAGCAGAUCGCCACAUUGCGUCUAGUCCUGAAAGCCAACAAACAAACUGCUGAGGGGGCCCUUGCGAACCUAAAGAGCAAAUAUGAAAAUGAGAAAUGCAUGGUGACGGAGACAAUGAUGAAGCUUAGAAAUGAACUAAAGGCCCUCAAAGAAGACGCAGCCACCUUUUCCUCACUGAGGGCAAUGUUUGCCACAAGAUGUGAUGAGUACGUAACUCAGCUGGAUGAGAUGCAGAGGCAGCUGGCUGCUGCAGAAGAUGAAAAGAAGACUCUGAACUCUCUCCUGCGAAUGGCUAUUCAGCAGAAACUGGCCCUCACCCAGCGCCUCGAGGACCUAGAGUUUGACCACGAGCAGUCGCACUGUGGCCGUGGAGGGAAAGUGUCAAAAAUUAAGAGCAGCUCUCAAAAAGUAAGUCAUCGAACUGCACUCACUGCUCCCCCUAGUCCCACUGCAUCGGUUUCAAAACCCCCUUCCUGUCUAUUCCAAAACAAUAUGAUUGCAUCAGCCAGUAGCUCUCCUUCACUGGAUGUCCCUGCUCCAUCCUCCUCCUCCUGGACCUCCUCAGCCCAGCCGUUUUUCCUCGGCCAGUCGCAGUGGAAACUGGGCACUCAGACUUUAGUUUUAGACCCAGAGACGCUAAGUACUGAGUUUUGUCAUGUUAUUCAUAGCGGAGACUCUGAUGCUCACGUUCCCAGAUCUGCUCCUACUUCCCCCUACCGUUCUCCUGUCCUGGGCUCUCGGCAGCCGUCGCCACGUUCCGUGAGAUCUCGCAUGCGCUCCAAUGUGACUCAGUUCACACCUUCGGCCGCUUCAAGAACCUCUCUAGUCCAGCCUGGGACUCCCAGAAUCCCUAAUGGUGACCCUCAGUAGGUGACACGGUUUAAGGACAGACUGGUUUCUAUCUGAUGUGACUGCUUGGAGCGUAUGAUUCAACUCAGGGAUAGAUUUAGAGACUUUUUUAUUGAUACUACUUGAAAUUUCAACUAAUUCAUUCUGAACAGAAUUAUGUUUUGCCAACUCUAGAAAUACACUAUCGGUCAUUUUUGAAUGUUUUUGAAAGAAUUCUCUUAUGCUCACCUUUUAUUUGUUCAAAAAUACAGUCAUCUGGUGAAAUACUAUUACAAUUUAAUAUAUUUUAAAAUGUUAUUUAUUCCUGAGAUCGCAGAGCUGAAUUUUCAGUCUUCAGUGUCACAUGAUCCUUCAGAAAUCAUUCUAAUAUGCUGAUUUGCGGCUCAAGAAGCAAUUCGUAUUAUUAUCAGCGUUGAAAACAAUUGUGCUGCUUAAUAUUUUUACUUAAUACUUUUAUUCAGCGAGAACACAUUCAAUUUAUAAUGUUACAAAAUUAAUUUUUCAAAUAAAUACUCUUCUUUCAAACUUUGUAUUCAUCAAAAAAAAAAAAUUAUUACAGAAUUCACAAAAAAUAUUAAGCAGAAGUUUUUAACAUCAAUAAUAUUAAGACUUUUUUCCUGAGCACCAAAUCAGCACAUUAGGAUGUUUUCUGACUUUUUUCUAAAACAUUAAAAAAUCAUAAUUAUUCCAAACUUUUGACCGAUAGUGCACUUGAGUUACAUGGCUUUGUGAGAUAAUGUUGUCUGGGUAUAAAAAUAAGAUUAAAUAAUAAUAAUAAAAAAAAAAAAAUGCACAAUGCUUGAUGUCCUUUUUUGCGGCCUGGGUAAGAAAACUGUUUUUGGUAAACACAGUUUUUGGAAUCUGCAUCAGUAUUUGGAUCAUGCUGGAAGCAUUAUUCUAUAACGCAAAACAGGUAUUGAUUGGUGCAUGUCUCUUUUAGAAUAUAAUUCCUGCAUGUGCGCUUCCAUUUUAUGGCUUGAAGAAAUGAGUGCUACAUACUGCAUGCAAAGCAGUUAGUUUGUGUGAUGGAGUUUUCAGUUAUUUUUGCAUUGGCAAAUAGCACAUCUGACAUAACUACAGCUCCAUCCACUGGCAACAGUGUGCACUGAAGAAUAGAACAUUUACUUUGGCCUUUGUGUAAUCAUCAAGCCUUGUAAGUCUUUCAAAGUGCUGUAUACUGAAAUCAUAAGUAGUAGCUCCUGUACAGUAUAAUCACAUUAAACCUAUUUUAAAGAUAAAUGCAAACUGCUUUGCUAGCUAACAGAAAAUGCUCAGUUGAUCCCAACACACCCUGUAUGAUAAAAUGUGCCAGCGAGAGCUGUUCUAUUCAUGGACACAGCAUAUGGCAAUGCAGGAUCUGCCAUAUGCAAAUGCAAGGACGUGUUGCAUUUGCUGCCCAGCUACUGCAUUUCAAUGAGCUGUAAAAUACAGAGCCACAUCAAAUGUGUCAUUCAUUAUACCAUGAGUCAUUCUAUGGAACGGGUGCCUUUCCAGUUUGGCAGGGACAUUUUUUGUGAAUUUCUGAACGUUUUUAGUACAUUUCUGAAUCAACAUAAUGUGUUUACGUUUUUAUUAAUUGUAUUGUUCCAUCUCAAAUUAGAUUUAUGAUUUUUAAUGCAUUUUAACAAGGUUAACAGUGGGUAACAGGGUGGACAGUUUUACCACAUUUUAAUAUGACAUUUUAAUUAAUCCCUUUGCUUAUAGAUUUAACAUUGGAAGGUGUGUAUUAGAUCAUUUAAUUGUAAUUUUUUAUAGAAAAUAAUGGUGACAGUUUAAGAUUGGCCCCUACUGACAAACAUAACAGACCAUAUUUAAUUUUGUUAUGACUAAACUAAAAUCUAUUGUUUAUAGAUUAUAGAGAUAUCAUAGAGAAAGUACUGCAACUUUUUAUUCACAUAUAUUUUUUCAUCAAAAUAUAAGGAUUUGGUAAUUUGGCAAAAAAAAUUAACAACAAAAAAACAGAUGACAACUUUUACAUCUUACAGUCAUUUUUAAGUGUAUAUAAUAUGUAAUGUGUAUAUAUAACACACCCUGCAUUUAAUAAUACAAAAAAGGCACUCGUUUUGUAGAAUGGCAUUCUUUUAAGAAGCUGUGGGGCAAAAAGCAUUUGACAAGGUCAGCAGUUGAAGGCUGUACAGAACAUCAGAACAUUGUGUUAGCAUUGCAAGGCUGACCGAGAUGCAGUUCAUACAGAUCUGAUGAUAGACAGCGGUUACAUUACAUGCAUAGACAAGCCUCUGGAAAUGAGAGGUGUUUUUUCUUCUUCUUCUUAUUGGAGAGAUUUCAGUUCGAGUUUAGCUUUGUAAUAUUGCUGUUUCCUGUGCCUUGCUUAAAGACAUGUGACAUGUAUAUUGUGUAUGAUGUGACUCAGUUGAUACAUUUGUAAAUCAUGGAGUUCUACUGUAGUGUAAUGGAAACCAGUCUGAUCCGCUUCACCGGUGUCACCAGGGCUCAGCAUUAAGAAAUAAAAUAGCAGUUGACCAUUUUUCCCCUAUAUGUAAGGAAAGGUUUAACAAAAUUGAGAAUAACAUUUAAACAGUCAUAUCAUAAUAUGACAUAAUGUAUGUCAAAUAAAUGUAUCACAUUCACGAGGUGUAACACUGUUAUAGUUUCUAAAGUUUGUUGAAACAGUUUGUUUUUACAAUAGUGACAGUACCCAGAAUCCUAAAAAAAAAAAACUCUCUUUAUUGUUCCUGAAGAUGUCCAUAAAAGAGCAGUGGAUGCAUCCAUUUUCUGCCUGUAGGUGUCAGUGUUUCUACAUUUCACAAUUAUUACCGAAUGUGUCAAAUGCUGGUUUGCCCAUGGUGAUCAAAAUGUAUCCCAACAACAGCAGUAUUUUCCUUCUGAUUCAAAUAAAAUUUUAUUGAAUUUUUGACUUUGGCGCUGUAAUUGUUUACAAUAUAGAGAUGGUUAUGUCACUAAUGCAUUUAUACAACCAACCGCCCACCAAAAACACAUAGUCUGGCUGCAUAUAGCAACUCCCAGAUAACCACCCACGACACCCCAGAAUCACGACAAGAACUACUCACACUGGAGUGUGAAUGGGAAAAAGAAAAAAAAUCUUAUUUUUAAAAAUGUCUUGUGUAUAUGUGCUCUUAGCUAGACAGAAUCAAUGUUUUCGAUAUUACUUUUUGUCUUGUCAAAUGUAUAAAUAUAUGUGUGUUUGCACGCUCUCAUUAACAAAGCAGCAACACUGCAUAUCAUUUGCACCUGACACAUACACUACUGUUUAAAAGUUUGAGCUCAGAAAGACUUUUUUUUUUAAAGAAAUUAAUACUUUUAUUUAGCACGGAUGCAUUAAAUCGAUCAAAAUGACAGUAAGGACAUUUAUAAUGUUGCAAAAUAUUUCUAUUUCAAAUAAAUGCUGUUCAAUAUGAACUUUUUUUCAUCAAAGAAAAACAAUGAUUUUUUUUUUCUACAGAAAUAUUAAGCAGUGCAACUAAUAAUAAUAAUUAAUGUGUAGAUAAGAAAUGUGAGCACCAAAGAAGCAUAUUAGAAUGAUUUCUGAAGGAUUGUGUGACACUGAAGACUAAAUAUAAUCACAAUUUACACUUAAUUUUGUUUUAAAACAUAAAACAGGUAUUUUCAAUUGUAAUAAUAUUUCACAAUAUUUUUUUGAUCACAUAAAUGCAGCCUUGGUGUGCAUAAGAACUUUUUCAAAAACAUUUCAAAAUUCUUACCGGCCUCAAACAUUUGAUCAGUAGUGUAUCUCUGUUUAGCAAACAGAAGGUGGUUCCAUCUUGCUUUCCUUCCAUUGUUAUACCUGGCAUUCCUCAUGAAUGUACACAGUUGAAUGUUUGUAAUAAUUUUUCUCUCAUUCUACAUGCUCUUUUUGUUCAUUUUAAGUGUGAUUCUGCAUGAGAUUAACAAAUAGAAUCACACUCUAGUUAGACCAUUGCUGCCAUUUCCGGCGAGUUGACUACUCGUCUCUGUCUGUGUUUGUGUCACUAACCCUGACUGUCACACCUCUGUAUAUCUGUCUAAUUUAUCAGUCUCUCUUAGAUUGUCAGCAGCCUGCUGCCUCAGUACCGCCAACCUCCCCACAACUGAGGCGCGGGAGGGCAUCCACGGGCCACAGGUAACCCGUCCUUCGGAGGAACUCGCGCUCUACUUGCUUCCUUUCUCACUCUAUUUCUAACAGAAAAAGAUGGCACGCAUUCACAAGUUGUUAACAACAUCCACCCACUUGCUCACACUUUUACAAUACAAUUGAUAUACACCACCAGACAUAAGCUUGUCAUAAUUAGUGUUUUUUUUCAUGUAUUUAAAUAAGGUCUCUUACGCUCACCAAUGCUGCAUUUAUUUGAUCAAAAAAAGUAUUAGUGAAAUAUUAUUUCAAUUUAAAAUAACUUUUUAUUUAUACAGUAUGAAUAUAUUUUCAAAUGUCAUUUAUUCCCGUGAAUCUUCAUUACUCCAUUCUUCAGUGUCACAUUGGUGCUCAGAUAUUUAGCAUUUAUUACAGCAUUUCUUUGAAAUAUAAAUCUUUUGUAACAUUAUAAACACUUGUUAAACAUGUCAUUGCUGAAUUAAAGCAUUCAUUUCCUUUUCUUUUUCUUUUUUAAAUCCUACGUACCACUACCUUUUGAAUGGUAGUGUAUCAUGGUUUCCACAAAAAUAAAUUUUCAAUAUUCUUAUUAAUAAGAAAUAUUUCUUAAACACCAAAUCAGCAUAUUAGAAUAAUUUCUGGAUCAUGUGACACUGAAGGCUAAAAUAAUACCUGCUGAAAAUUCAGCUUUGCCAUCGCAAGACUAAACUGUAUUUUAAAAUAUAUUCAAAUUUUGAACAGUUUCAAUAAUGUUUCACAAUAAUACGGUUUCUACUGUAUUUUUGAUCAAAUAAAUGCAUUAAAAUUCGUAAUUAUUCCAAACUUUUGACCUUUUGACAAAAAUAAAACUGAGAUGCCCAGCAUCCUUUCAUCACCCUCUCAUCCCGAGCUGUCAAUUAUAGACAACAUUCCUUUCGUCCCAUACAACUUUGCCUCUUAAAAGCUACUUGCUUUUGCAUGUGCCUCUUGUGUGUCUGUCAAAAGUUAGUGAGUUAAUGUUUAUGUCUGAAUUAGUGAACUGUGUUUUUUCCACUACAACAGUCGCUCCAGUUUAAUAGGAAACAGGAUAUGGCGAUUUGAUUUUACACCUACUCACGGCCACUGUUUCUGUUUUCUCUCCCUUCUGGCUGUGUCGUUUGUCUCUUGGUAGUCCUAUAGCUCUUCAAGAGGACCAGAUGACUGCAGCCAACUCCAGACUUCCAUGUGAUCCUUUCAACUGUCUGGCCCAUCAUUCUCAUCUUUUUGGCCCUUAGCCUCCUGUCGUCGGACUCUAACAGUGACCAAUCCUCACAGAGACGGGGCACAUCAGGUCAAUCAUGACCUCCAGCCAAUCAGACGCUCUUCUCUAUGUGUGAUCCCAGAGGGGCCCGCCCUAAUUUCCCGCCCAGUUACUGAAAUUGGAUGAAUUAUUCAGUGAUGCCUAUUGUGAACGCACUAAUUAUCAUCCUGAGUGAGAUGAGAGCAAACGGAAAUGGACUGAUGUAUACUUAUUUAUUUAUCUAUUUAUUACUUUAUUUAAUUGUGUUUUUGUUUGUUUAUUUUAAAAUAUGAUGCGUGUUGUGUCUGAUUAUUUUAAUAUGAAUAUGAUUUUGGAUAUGAAUGCAGUUUUUCUUAAAUUUACACUUUUAAACCACAAAAAUUUUUAUUAAUUACAUCAACCCAGGAGUAUUAUGGGAUGCAAGGUGACUCUUUCUAUCAGUCUCAAAACUAAUAUUUUCAAUCUUUGAUGCACAAAAAAGUUUGAUAGAAAGAUAAAAUGAAUUACUGAGAGACAUGUGCACAUAAUUUUCAAUAAGUAGAAACAAUUUUCAGUGUAACAUUUGAGUGACUUUGAUUUUGACCUUCAAGCUCCUGAGGUGAUGUUUGCAUUACAGUGAUACUACGAUUGAGUUUUGCAAAUCUCAGCUUUUCUAACGUCAUUGCACAUGGAAUUUGUUUCUUUGUCCUUUUUUUAACAGUUUACUGCAAUGCAUAAAGAUUAUAUUUUAUACCUGAAUUCUCUUUUUUAUUGCCGAAGUGAUGUCAGAUAGGACAUAUAGGCCUAGUUCAGUGCCCGUUGGGCAAAAAUCAUGUUAGAGGGAGUGGAGUUGUAGCUUGAGUGAGGCUUGAUCCCAGUGCGCUGCUAAAUUUGAACAUGAUGUGGGUUUAUUAUUCUCAGAUCUGCUCCAAAAACAGCAUACAAGCCCUAUUUACUCUAUCCCAUAUUCACUAUAGAAUCUCUCAUUUUCAUUUUCUGUUCAAGUUAUAUCUAACCUUUACCCUGUAUAAAGCACAAACACAUUUAUCUAUGCAUUUUGAAACAGGCACAGGAUCGUCUUCAUGUCAUUUGGUCAUCUGUCCUCCAAUCAUGCCUUGAUUUGUACCAGCAGGACAAGGAGAAAUAUCAGAUGGCAUUGUUUUUAUACAGCAGCAAACCACAAAAACACAUUUUCAGUCUCAAUGAUUGACUGAAAGGUUAUUGAUGGGCCUAGAAUGAAGAAUCCAUCAGACGCUUCUCAAAGCAUAACUGUAUCCAUUGUGGAACUAGAACAAAGCUUAGUCUGUUUAAUGACAUGCAAAGAAGGAUAUAAGAUCAAUGGUUUCAUUCACAAUCUCUUUAGGCUCCCAGUUCUCAGUUUCUGUUCAGUCUAACCCAUUCAUUUGGCGUUUAAGACUAUAUUCAUUCGUAUUGAGUAUUUUCAAUGAGACAAGAGCAGUUUCAGUUUUAUUGACUACACAUUGUGGUAUAUUUGUUGCCUCUGAAGUGAAAUUUACUGAAUAACACCCACAACGUCACAUGGUGUGUACUGGUGAAAGCAUGACCUUGCCGCAGGAUAUUUUUAUGUGUAUACAGUCAUAAGCCACAUAGUUUUUUGUGAAAUAAAAUUUAAAA
Onychostoma macrolepis is the source of this 10191-nucleotide messenger RNA. It is a transcript of the gene bicd1a, whose product is annotated as bicaudal D homolog 1a. Bases 302 to 3295 code for a protein of 997 amino acids. The transcript has 7 exons. NCBI's taxonomy places the organism in Eukaryota, Metazoa, Chordata, Actinopteri, Cypriniformes, Cyprinidae. Gene Ontology annotation, cellular component: cytosol; Golgi apparatus. Gene Ontology annotation, molecular function: dynein complex binding; dynein intermediate chain binding; cytoskeletal adaptor activity. The record is from RefSeq and is a predicted model, not a curated record. Gene Ontology annotation, biological process: positive regulation of receptor-mediated endocytosis; microtubule anchoring at microtubule organizing center; regulation of microtubule cytoskeleton organization.